CAUUUCUUGGCUUACAACAACAACUCUUAAACGUUUUACUUUGUGCUGCACUCAACCUCAAUGGCCGCCUCAACAAUGGCUCUCUCCUCCCCUGCCUUCGCCGGAAAGGCCGUCAAGCUUUCCCCCGCGGCAUCAGAAGUCCUUGGUAGCGGCCGUGUGACAAUGAGGAAGACCACUGCCAAGCCUAAGGGCCCAUCAGGCAGCCCAUGGUACGGAUCUGACCGUGUCAAGUACUUGGGCCCAUUCUCUGGCGAGCCACCGAGCUACCUUACCGGAGAGUUCCCCGGAGACUACGGAUGGGACACCGCCGGACUUUCAGCCGACCCCGAGACAUUCGCAAGGAACCGUGAGCUAGAAGUUAUCCACAGCAGGUGGGCCAUGCUCGGAGCCCUAGGCUGCGUUUUCCCUGAGCUUUUGGCCAGGAACGGAGUCAAGUUCGGAGAGGCCGUUUGGUUCAAGGCAGGUUCGCAGAUCUUCAGCGAUGGAGGGCUCGAUUACUUGGGAAACCCUAGCUUGGUCCACGCUCAGAGCAUUUUGGCGAUUUGGGCCACACAAGUGAUCUUGAUGGGAGCCGUUGAAGGCUACAGAGUCGCAGGAAAUGGGCCAUUGGGAGAGGCCGAGGACUUGCUUUACCCCGGUGGUAGCUUCGACCCAUUGGGUUUGGCUACCGACCCAGAGGCCUUCGCUGAGUUGAAGGUGAAGGAGCUCAAAAACGGAAGAUUGGCUAUGUUCUCUAUGUUUGGAUUCUUCGUUCAAGCCAUUGUCACUGGUAAGGGACCGAUAGAGAACCUUGCUGACCAUUUGGCCGAUCCAGUUACCAACAACGCAUGGGCCUUCGCCACCAACUUUGUUCCCGGAAAGUGAGCCAAGUUUUUAUCAGUAUUUUGCUUCAGUCUUUGCUUCGUGUGAGUGAGAGGAGAAAGAGAGGUUGUUUAGAUGUAAAAUUUGCAAGACUUUGUGUAAUUUUUCAUUAAUCAAAUAACUCGUUUUUC
Arabidopsis arenosa is the source of this 992-nucleotide messenger RNA. The record is from the annotation of a GenBank genome assembly. NCBI's taxonomy places the organism in Eukaryota, Viridiplantae, Streptophyta, Magnoliopsida, Brassicales, Brassicaceae.